This is a messenger RNA of Fusarium mangiferae, 1239 nucleotides long. RefSeq lists its product as uncharacterized. Lineage: Eukaryota; Fungi; Ascomycota; Sordariomycetes; Hypocreales; Nectriaceae. The record is from RefSeq and is a predicted model, not a curated record. The coding region runs from base 1 to 1239 and encodes 412 amino acids. The transcript has a single exon.
AUGCAGAGAUUUCCCAUCCCGCCGCCCACUUGGGCUGCAUACAGACAGCAUCAAGAAUACUAUGAUCGUUUAUACCAAGGGCUCAAUGGUUCCUGGUAUAACCACAACACUGUUGUCCCCGGCUUCAUUGAGUUGCCAGCAGAUUGUGUGCCCCGACCCCCGGCUGUCAACCAAGCAUCGUCCUCUCGGGCGAGCCCGGAUCCUAUUAAUCCUACUAUGCACUGCGAUAAGCAGCUCGGUAAGCACUGCGACAAGGCCUGUUGUAAGCUCAAGCCUAAGGCUCGAGGCCGCCGUGUAACAAUUGCCACUGCCAGUGAUGAAGAGAAUGGCGUUGUCACAGAUACUGAAGGCAACAUCACGGACAGCUCCAACCCUGUCGUCAAGAGCAAGAUGACUACCAAGGCAAAGGGAAAGGAUAAGGCGGUCCAGACUGAUGAUGAUGCCUCGACUGACGCUGAGACGUCGGUCCUUUCAUCCGUCGCCUGCCUCAGGGACCCCAAGUGGUCUCUUUCAGAGGACUGCCGCCUUCGCAGCAUGAAGGAGGCCGGCGAGACCUGGGCUUUCGUCUCGGAAUCUCUGUGCAAGACAAAGGACGAUGUCCGAGCUCGCUGGAAGAUACUCCAGAGUCAGUUGCGUGCCAAAGACACUGUCAAGGACACUGGUACUGACACUGACAAUGCCGCUGAGGAGGGGUCUGUCGAUGAUACUACCGACGAUGAAGAGUCUGCUGAAGGCGACGAAGAGUCCGAUGCAGACGACGAGGAGUCUGAUGACGAUGAGGAGUCUGAUGAUGAGGAGUCUGAUGAGGAGGAGUCUGAUGAUGAGGACGACGACUCUGAUGAUGAUGAAGAGUCCGACGAGGACUCUGAUGGUGACAACAACAAGAUUGCGAAGCCCAAUCACGUCCACGGGGCCAUGUACCCUACUCAUCACCACCCACAGCCUAAUGCCCCCUGGGUCAAAGGAGACUGCGCCCUCCUUGCUACCAUCGACAGCAAGUAUAAGCGAUCUCGCUGGCUCGAAAUGCAGGCCAAUUUCUACAAUGUCACAGGACAAAUGGUCCCUCUUGUAUGCUUCAAGGCCAGAUGCGAGCGCGUUGAGGCCGAGAAGGCGGAGCGUUCCAAGACCCGCGAACUCGAGAAACGCAUGAACAAGGUCGAGGACUGGAUUGCGAAGCAGGAACGUGAGAAGUCGGCCGAGUCUGAGGACUCUGAGGACUCCGACGACUCGGAUGAGUGA